Prorocentrum cordatum is the source of this 663-nucleotide messenger RNA. Lineage: Eukaryota; Dinophyceae; Prorocentrales; Prorocentraceae. The record is from the annotation of a GenBank genome assembly.
AUGGCAGGUCCUCCACAGGAGAAUCGAAGAAGGGAACUUUUUCUGUUGAUGCCGUGGUUUCUUCCUCUGGAGCAGGUCCGAGCUGUCGAUGGGGCCAGCAGGCCACGAAGGCGCCUGCUGCCAGCUCUGCUCUGCACGGCCCUGCUCCUGGCUCCGCAGCUGGAUCCAAGGGUUGCGGCGCCGUUCUCGGUACUGGACGCCGGGGUGUCGCAGUACGCGGUCACUCUGGAGGCUCUGGAGGGCAUCAAGUACGUCGCCAAGGUCAGUCCAGGGAUUUACAGGGGAUCCAAUCCGCACGAGGAGGGCAUCAACGCGCUUCGCGCGCUCGGGGUCCGAACCAUCAUCAACCUGCGGGGGCGCGAGAAGAAAGAGAGGCAACACGUAGAAAAAGCAGGAAUGCGUUACGAAUGGAUCCCCCUGUCAAAAACGCACGCUCCGGACUCGGACCAGGUGGAGCGUUUCUUCGACAUCAUUAGGGACAGGACUGCCUAUCCCAUCUACGUACACUGCCUCUAUGGGGUGGACCGCACCGGCACGAUGAUGGCGCUAUAUCGCAUCCGCGAGCAAGGCUGGAGCAACGAGGACGCUCUUGCAGAAAUGUCCCACUUCGGCGACCACGGCUUCAAGGACAUGCGCGCUUUCGUUCAGGACUACAGAGCUUGA